Olea europaea var. sylvestris is the source of this 2115-nucleotide messenger RNA. RefSeq lists its product as uncharacterized. NCBI's taxonomy places the organism in Eukaryota, Viridiplantae, Streptophyta, Magnoliopsida, Lamiales, Oleaceae. Bases 343 to 1392 code for a protein of 349 amino acids. The record is from RefSeq and is a predicted model, not a curated record. The transcript is spliced from 5 exons.
AAGAUGAAGUGUAUGUUUUCAGUUUUCCUUCUUUUAUUAGUGUACUGAUAUCUCUCACAAAUUUGUCCCCUGCACCUUUCUUCAUUUUCUCACCAUACGGCAAACCCCUCUAAUUCAGAAUUUUUUGAUUCUCUAUGUUUCAGUUUCUUCACUUUCUCAUCUCGUUCUGCUGCCGACCAACCCUCUCUAACGCUCAAGUAUAAUGCUCCUGUGGAAGUAGGCGUGUUAGGCUAAGCUGGGAGCCCUGUUAUUGAGUUUUGAUUGGCUGAAUAUAAAGUUGGUUGCUGGAUAUCUUUCUCUACAUAUUGUUCAUUUGGCUUCUGUUAAGUAGUAGUAGGCCAUAUGGGUUCACGGUUUCCAUCUCAUAAGUUGAGUAAUGGCCUUUAUGUGUCGGGCCGGCCUGAGCAGCCAAAAGAAAGAACUCCCACAAUGAGCUCAGUUGCCAUGCCAUACACUGGUGGUGAUAUCAAAAAGUCUGGAGAACUUGGUAAAAUGUUUAUACCUAUGGAUGGCUCCAGAUCUAGAAAAUCUGGUCCCAUUAACAGUGCUCCUUCAAGGACAGGAUCUUUUGGUGGUUCUGCAUCUCUAUCGGGGCAAUUAAAUUCUAGCAAUCGGGUGGGUUCUCUUUCAUCUGGUGGCAUUCCUGCAUCUGCUUCUUUGAAGAAGACCAAUUCUGGUCCUCUUAAUAAACAUGGAGAGCCAUUGAAAAAGUCAUCUGGUCCUCAAGGUGGAGGUGGAGCUGCUGUUUCCCGCCAAAAUUCUGGUCCUAUUCCUCCAGUUCUUCCGACAACGGGCCUCAUUACAUCUGGACCUAUUACUUCAGGCCCACUGAAUUCUGCAGGGGCUCCUCGGAAGGCAUCUGGUCCUUUGGAGUCUACAGGAUCAAUGAAACGGCACAAUGCUAUAGUCAACAACCAGGCUGUUACACGUCUUAGCUCUGAUGAUGAGUAUUCUUUCCGCAAGAGCUUCCCGAAGGCAAUCCUUUGGUCCAUCAUACUUCUAUUCAUGAUGGGAUUUAUUGCUGGUGGUUUCAUACUUGGGGCUGUUCACAACCCCAUUCUUCUUGUUGUCGUUGUUGUACUUUUUGCUGCUGUGGCUACAGUGUUUACCUGGAAUACUUGUUGGGGAAGAAGAGCUAUUACUGGUUUCAUAGCUAGUUAUCCAGAUGCCGAGUUAAGAACUGCAAAAGACGGCCAAUUUGUCAAAGUUUCUGGGGUUGUGACAUGUGGAAAUGUUCCUCUUGAAUCAUCAUUCCAAAAGGUUCCAAGAUGUGUUUAUACAUCCUCAAGUUUGUACGAGUACCGGGGAUGGGAUUCAAAAGCUGCAAACCCAACGCAUCGUCGUUUUACCUGGGGUCUUCGUGCAUUAGAGGUGAGACAGGAUCAGCAUUGAUGUGUUUAUCUUGAUCUAUCCUGUUUGAGAUAAGUAUGCCUGCAUUGGAUGCAUUAGGUUUUUAUUUGGAAAGAUAUCAUGACUUAUCAUGCUUCUACAUGUUCUCUUUAUUUAUAAUGACACAGGUCAGGUAAGAUAUCUUCCUCCCAAUGCACCCUCCAUUUCUCUCAUAUACACAGGGAAAACUUUUAUGUAUAAUCUCUUGGAUAUUUCCAGAUUCCGACUCAGCUUUUGUAAAAGUUUAAACAUAAGUUGUCAAAUGAUGUAACAGCCAGGUUCAUGUGUACUGCAUUCCCUGUCUCAGUGUUGACAAUACGGGAGAAUACAGUUUGAGAAACCUCAAGUAAAAACAUUUAACCGUGUAAGACGUUGGUGCGGAAGCAGAAUUAAAACUCUCGGAACAAGAAGAAAGUUGAAAAACUCGAAAAUUUAUAAAGAAUAAUUAAUUCUAAUGAAUUGGUUAUUUCGAAGGGCCCAACCCCUUCUCAUAUAGGCAAAGGAGGAACUAAACUCUUAAUCCUAACGGUGUAAGGAAAAAUAUCAUAAAAGAAAAGAAACUAAAAACUUAAAUGAAGUAGAAAUAAGAAACCUAAAAGAAUUAAAAGAAAGAAAAGUCCUAAUUUAAACUAGAAACAAAAUCCUACUAUAAUAAAUAAUUAAUAUCCUAUUUGGAAAACUCCAUCCUUAAGUUUGGUUGAAGAAGAAAAAAUUUAUCAAUUUGGA